AUCUUCCAUCACUCUCUCGCGCUGUUUCCCCACUCCAUCGUGUUGUGCGUGCGCGAGUGCGAGAGCGUCUCUCUCUCUCUCUCUCUCUCUCAUUCACAUACUCCCUCUCCUUCCCAAACCCAACCGGAUAAUACGAAACCUUCUCUGCCUCUCGCUUCUCCUAGUUUGUACUCCUCUGCCUAUUGGGGGAGGGGGUAAAUCUCAAUCUUCUCCUAGUUUUUAAUUUUUUUGUUUUUUUUUCUUUACUGCGAAAUCCGAGGACUUCAAUUUAUUACGGCUUUCACGGAGACCAGCGGUGGAGGAUAGAUAUCGCAGGUUGUAUGUGGCGGAAAGAUGUUUGCUAAGGAUGAUCAAGAUAUUAUUUUGCAUUAUGUUGUUGUAAAUUCCUGCCACAAAUUUUUUUGACAUCUGUGCCAAUGGCGGCUGAUCAGCGGAGAAAACGAUUACAUGGUGCGAGCAUUAUAGGUUCCAGUGCUAGACAGCAACAUAGACUGAAAAGGAAGAUUUCAGGAUUGCCACACAAUGACUCAAACAUGAAAUCUCAUAUUUCUCUCGAGUGGGAUGGUAAUAAAAAAACAGUCAUUGCUAAAAGGGAACAAAUUGGCUUAAGUUGGAGAGAUGUGAGGCCAUUUAAUGAUUCUGUUCCUCAUCAGAACACCUUAGCAGAUGUUUCUGCCAUUCCACGAGAAAUUUUUGAGUUAGAAAAUUUGACAGGGGUUCUUUCUUAUGAGGUUUGGCAGAGUCAUCUAUCGGAAAAUGAAAGAAAAUACCUUAUGGAGCUUCUCCCUAGUGGACCCGAGCCACAGCAAGUUUUGCAGGCUUUGUUCACUGGGGAUAACUUUCACUUUGGAAACCCCUUUCUCAAAUGGGGUGCUUCACUUCGUUCAGGUAGUCUUCACCCUGAUGCAGUUCUUCAUCGGGAACAGUGUUUAAAGGCUGAGAAGAAAGCAUACUAUUCAAAGUUACAGGAAUAUCAUGAUGAUAUGAUAGGAUAUUUACUGACGUUGAAAGAGAGAUGGGAAAACUGCAAGGAUCCAGAAAAGGAAAUUGUACAGAAACUAUGGAGGUCAAGAAAUGGUUUGGAGAAAAGAAUUCCCUCACAUGGAAGUGAGUCCAGAUUUGCUGAUCCUGAGGAGGAUUUCACAGCUACUUCUGAAUCUUGUUCAUGGGCGGCAGAUGACAAAGUAUGCAGUAGUGAUAAUCAGAACUCCUCAGCGGUGAAGGGUGCAGAACUUCUAAAAAGGACGUCUGAGAAAGGCUUCAUGAAAGACAAAGGUAGAAAUGCAUUGAUUGCUUCAGAUGAUGCGCAUAAUGUAGGAGUUAGACCCAGAAAUGGAGACAAAGUACACAAGCGUAAUAUCCACUGUAGUGAUGGUGCCAAAUAUAUGUCAUAUUUCAAGAUUAGCAAGAAGCAACAUGAUCUCGUAAAGAAUAUGAAGCAGUCUGGUAAGAGCAUCCAGUCUAGGUCUCUUAAUCGUGUUUUGGGUAAUCUUGAUAGUUUUCAUGUACAACCAUAUGAAGUAUUUGUGGAAGAAGAGCAGAAGAAAUUGCAUCAGCACUGGUCACAAUUGUCAGCCGAAGUUAUCCCUGUGGUGCAUGCUAACUGGAGAGAGAGGAAGCUUCAAAGAAGGCUAAUGACUAAUUCUUUGGAGCAAGAAAUGAAAGAUAAGCUAAAGUUUUCGAUGAAGGAUGAGGAUAAUGAGAACCUUGAGAGCGUGCCUCCAGAUCAGAAGGAAAACGAGUUGAAAAACAAUGUACCUACACUGGAAGAUGAUGAAGAAUCUAUUUCUGGAUCCUUACAGAAUCAAGAAUCUGUUCCUGGAUCUCCACAGAAUCAAGAGUCUGUUCCUAGCUCCCCACAAAAUCAUGAGCUUCCUAGCUCACAGAGUCAUGAGUCUGUUCCUGACUCCUUACAGAAUCACGAGUCUAUUCUUAGCUCCCCACAGAAUCAAGAGUUUAUUACUGCUGGCUCCCCACAAAGUCAGUCUUCGCAGCAGAUUUCUUCUCUUAGUGGUGGCCAUGAGAUCAAUCCUGUGGACUUGGAUUCCGAAAACGAUCAUAUCAUAUCAAAAAUAGAUAAUGCCAUUGCUGAUGAAUCCAAGUACUCGGGGAAUUUGAACACUGCAGAUGUUGCAGUUAGACAGGGAGUGCCUCUUUCUUCUGGAGCAGAUGUUUGGCCAGCUGUUAGCAUGCCCCAUUCUUACUAUGAUUCUGCUGCAAGCCAUGAAUUCACAUCUGCCAGUGGUUUGCCACUUGAACAUUCACAAGUUAAUGAACAGCAACGAGUCCACUUGAUUGAUCUAGAAUCUGACUUGCAAGUAGAGGAGUCUGGGAAAGAUUUUUUGCACAGACAAUCAGGUGACUGUUCUUUCAGUUCUUAUCCAAACCAAGACCGAAAUGAGUUACUUCAAUCACUCUUCAAGAGCCAGGAGAUGCUGUCCUACCAUCAGGAGCAGAAACAGACUGGUUUAGACUUUCAACCACCAGAUAAUUUGUCGAUGGAAAAUGGUCAAUUUGCUGGGCAUUACCAGGAGCAGCGACAGCAGUCGCUGCCACUGGAGCAGGAGCAGAAGAGACAGAACGAGGUUUAUAUGCACCGAAACAUUUCGGGGAACAUGUACUCUGAUGGAGUUAGAUACUUCCCAAGGCAAGAACACUUGGCACCAGUCAAUAUGCAGGAUUUGACUGUCAAUACCAUCCGCAUGCCAGCACCGCUCCAAUCUGGCUUAAAUGGUGGAGAAUUGUUAAGUCAAAACUGGUUUGCUGGUGAGCAUCAAGUUCAUGGUGGCUGGAGUGGGUCAGAUGCUGCUAGUGUCGAGAGUCAGAGCAUUGGCAGUGGAAGUGGUUCAGAUCAGAGUUUAUUCCAUGUUCUAUCUCAUUGUAACCAACUACGUUCCAGCGGCCCUUAUGAUUCACUGGGCUCCACUGAUCAGUUCAUUGCAUCGAGGAACUAUGGAAUGGUGGAUGGCAGUACGCCCAGGAUGAGCAAUGUUAUACCACAAGCAUCACAUUCGCUAGACUACUUGAGUGGGCAUGAAGCAGCCACCUCCAUGAUGCCUGAUGAUAUGGGGUGGAUGAGCUUGCCACAUCAGAAUUCUGUUUUACAUGAUCCAAUGGGAAAGCCAUACUUGAGGUCAUGGAACAAUUGAGAAUUAUUUUUAUUAUUUUUUUUCCCCUUUUUGGGUGACUGUGUUCCAGUUUAUGAGCUUGGUUGGAAGACAGGGUAAGAAGAAAUGCUCUGGGGGUACAAGAGUUUCUGGUUUGGGAUGACUUUGGGAUUUACUGCAGAUUCACGUAAGUCGAGGAUACAGAAUUCCAAGAUAGGUUUUUGUACAUACCUAUAUAAGAGCCAACUCAAACGCCAUGUAUAUAUCUCUAGAUAUUAGGGGGGGCAAGUCGGGGAGAAUUAGUGGGGAGGAAAAAAAAAGGUCUAGGUUUGUCAUAGUUCUUAGUUAAGUUAUAAAUUACUCUUUCAUUUUCAUUGGAUUCUUUUUUCUUCUAUUGCUUUUGUCUUCUAAUAAUUUUGGAGAUUGUACAUUUCCAGAGGCAAAUGAUUUACAUGAUUAAGAUCUCUUGAUUUUUUUUUAA
Messenger RNA from Alnus glutinosa, 3588 nucleotides. RefSeq lists its product as uncharacterized. The record is from RefSeq and is a predicted model, not a curated record. Lineage: Eukaryota; Viridiplantae; Streptophyta; Magnoliopsida; Fagales; Betulaceae. The coding region runs from base 417 to 3149 and encodes 910 amino acids. Gene Ontology annotation, cellular component: Ino80 complex. The transcript is spliced from 10 exons.